UCCCGGAAACGGAAUCAGGCCGGUAAGUAGGAUGCGGAAGUACCCGUUACAGUGGGAAAGCUCGGCUGUCCUGCGGUUGCCACCAUGGCAGCGUCUGGGGGUCCGGGAGGCGGCGUUGACAGUCUGGUGUCGACAGCAGGUAACCGACAGUUGAAGUACAUUAGUCUAGCAGUCUUGGUGGUGCAAAAUGCCUCUCUCAUCCUGAGCAUUCGCUAUGUGCGCACCCUGCCAGGGGACCGAUUCUUUGCUACCACAGCAGUGGUUAUGGCUGAAAUCCUUAAGGGAAUCACCUGCCUGCUGAUCAUCUUUGUUCAAAAGCAAGGUAAUCUGAGACAGUUUGCUGCCUCCUUGUAUGACUCCAUUUUGGUGCAGUAUAUGGACACUCUCAAGCUAGCAGUGCCUUCUCUCAUUUACACCCUCCAAAACAACCUGCAGUACGUGGCCAUCUCCAACUUGCCAGCAGCCACCUUCCAGGUCACCUACCAGCUGAAGAUCCUCACCACAGCAGUCUUCUCAGUGCUGAUGCUCCGCAAGAGCCUGUCUCGUCUUCAGUGGCUGUCCCUCGUGCUGCUUUUUGCUGGUGUAGCCAUUGUCCAGGUGGAGCAGCAGCAGGCAGGGGGCAAGCCAACCCCCAAGGACCAGGGGACGCAACAAAGCUACAUGGUGGGGCUUGUGGCCGUGGUGGUGUCGUGCCUCUCGUCUGGCUUUGCUGGGGUCUAUUUUGAAAAGAUCCUCAAGGGCAGCACAGCCUCGGUUUGGCUACGUAAUAUCCAACUGGGCAUCUUCGGGACCUUGCUGGGGCUGUUGGGGCUGUGGUCCACUGAGGGGGCAGCCGUAGCUCAGCAUGGAUUCUUCUUUGGCUAUACUCCUCUCGUGUGGGGAGUGAUCCUGAAUCAGGCUUUUGGCGGCCUCUUGGUGGCCCUGGUUGUGAAGUAUGCCGACAACAUCCUCAAAGGCUUUGCCACCUCCUUCUCCAUUGUGGUGUCCACCGUGGCUUCCAUCUACCUCUUUGACUUCCACCUCAACCUACUCUUUGCUCUAGGAGCAGGCCUGGUUAUAGGAGCUGUCUAUCUGUACAGCUUGCCCAAGGGACCAUUGGCCAAUCGAUCCCUGGUCGGGGCGGCUGUCCAGCAGCAGGGCCAUGGAGCACAAAGCAAGGAACUUCCUUCCGUGACUACAGAUGGCUUCCUGUCCAAGUCAGUACUGAUCAGUUGAGAAGAAUGGAACAUGUCCUGCAUUCCCUGUCACUGGUUUCUUGUGAAGGUUCAACAAAACCUGGACCCCUUUUUGCAAUGUCCAUCUUUUUCACUUCUCACUCUCUCUCCCCAGGUCUUCUCCCCUCUUUUCUCUCCCUAUUGCCUUGGUCUUUAUGUUCUUAACUUUGUGCUGACCACUGCAUAUUCUCCUCCUUUUCCUCUCACUGGCUUCCCAGCUUAUUAAGCUGCCAGUUUUAUAGACCCAUAAAUUGUUAUUUUACCCAACAGUGUAUAAUUCUCCACACACCUCAGCUGGUAUCUGCCAUUGCCUGCUUGAAUUGUUCACCUUCUCUUUGACUUCUAACUUUCCUAUCUGUUUCUCCACUGUCCCUCUUUUGGGGACAUUGCCUCCUGAAAAGCAACUAGGGGCAAAACUGCUUUGGGAAUCCUUGUGUCCCAAGAACUUUCUUAUGUCUGGUCAGCAGGGAGAAAUUUUAUAAAGAGGUGUACUUCGGAGUAAACACUUUUCAUAGAAGAUCAGAUAUAAUCUCAAGAAGGAUUGAGUGGGGGAGAUACAGCAACACAUAAAAAGAGAAAUCUGAAGAAAAAUGUCCUUUGCCCUUUGGGAGCAUACCAAUGGUUUUUAAAAUGCCAGAUAUGUGAAAGUAAUAGGAAUUAGCUUGUUUACAGCUGUUUGCCCAGAAAUUGUCAACUUUAUCUACUGUAGCAAAUGAAAAUUUAACAAGAAAGGUGGUGUGUGCGUGCGUGCAUGUGGCAGUUCCAGGCCAGUGGAUCAAGGUGUUGGGUAUUUGAGUUGCUUGACGUUCUGCUUUUGUUCUUUCUCCAGUUCUGAUUAUGUAGCAAAUGCUGUUGGAUCGCUGUGGAAAGGGAACUGAGUUUGUGGUGUACUUAAUUCUUUCCUGCCCUCAGUGAAUAUUUAGAAUAUUAAAGGUUUGGGGGUUACUGGGCAAAUGAGGAGACUGAAUCAUUAUUAAUUAAGGUUUCAUUAUGGAUGAAGAUGGAGUGAAACUGACAGCAGAUGGUCUCAUUUCACAUAAGGGACACUUGGCUUGAAGUAGUAAGAAUCUCAGGGUAAGGGUGGGAGAAUAUUAGGAUAGAGCCACCAGAUAUGGGCAGAUAAUGUAUAUACAGUACAAGAAGAGAAACUUGCAUCAGCCAGAGAUUAAGAGGAGGAGCGUCUGCUGGUGCUGGUGCUGUCAGAGCACCAAGAUUGGAAUGUCUGGCCUUCUGGAACUCCAUGGCACCUACUGGGGAGUCUGUGGAGCACAAGCUAAGAAUCUGAGUGCCAUUCAUUUUCUUUCAUACUUUGCAGGGAGGAGAGGUGAUUAAAUGAAAACAGGGUUCUUAGUGAACGUCCAAGUCCAUUUCAAGUAAGCGUCCCCCCUCUUCAUCCCACCCUCAAAUGGAGGUCUCCCAGGUGUUUGCUCUGCACUUCCAGGCACAGGUGCACGCAAACAGUUCGGCUUGGUGGUUCACAUGCUAUGUAGGGCUUGAACCUAAAAGCAACGGAAGGGUAAGGGAGGCUGGGAUUCUGAGGAGGUAGGGCCCUUCUCAGCCUCGGUUUCCUUUCUCUGUUAAUAUCUUAGGCUUAUUGGGAUUUGGACUGCCUCUCCUUAAUCCUUAUGCAUUUUGUGCAGACUCAGCCAGUUGGUUGAGGGAGGGUGCACUAACCCUGGAGUGCAGGUGGGGUGGGAGGGCCUUGAGUGAAUUUUGGUUCCUUUUGAAAUGGGGAGGAUAAACACAAGUCACGUGAUAUGUGUGAGUGUGUAUGUACGUGUUUUUUACAUUGCUAAUCAUUUUUUAUGAAUCCUGCUUUUUUAAGGAAAUACCUAAAGAAAGCCUGUACUGUUUGUCAAUGUACAUAAAUUACAGAUGAAUAAAGAGAGUGUAUUUAUUUA
Messenger RNA from Candoia aspera, 3115 nucleotides. RefSeq names its product solute carrier family 35 member A2 (gene SLC35A2). Gene Ontology annotation, cellular component: Golgi membrane. Gene Ontology annotation, molecular function: UDP-galactose transmembrane transporter activity. Gene Ontology annotation, biological process: pyrimidine nucleotide-sugar transmembrane transport. The transcript is spliced from 4 exons. The record is from RefSeq and is a predicted model, not a curated record. NCBI's taxonomy places the organism in Eukaryota, Metazoa, Chordata, Lepidosauria, Squamata, Candoiidae. The coding region runs from base 85 to 1215 and encodes 376 amino acids.